GCUACUGAAGUUGUUAAAGUGACUAAAACUAUUGAUCUUGAGGAAAAUUCGAAUAAUGUUCAACUCUGUACAAGUUUUCAUUCAGACAUUAUCGCCACCGAAAAGCCUAUCGUUUUGUGUGACAAAACAGCUACAGUGGGAAUUUCCUUAGAUACCUCACCCGACCAGCCAAAUACAGCAUCAAAGUCUCGGGCUUCGACUCUGUUUACAGAACUCGCUUUACCCGAAGUCCUUCCACCUCUCAAGGCUAUUAUCAAUCGCUCAAAGACUCAUUUUGAGUCUCAGGAGUCACAGCCAAGUAUAUCGAACUCAUCGCAAAGUAAUGCAAUGGGCAGACAGGAAUGGCUGCUUCAUCGCCAACAAUUGGAGGCAGAGAUGCGUGAAAAACGACUCAAGCAAUACGCUGAGCGUCUUGACGAGGCAGGACAGAACCCCGAUCUCGAAGAGAUUGAUGAAGAGGUGGAGAUUCAAGGACGUGCUAAGGACAAGCAGUCAGGUGAUUUGGAUAAGGAAUGGUCACCUGGUGGCAGUGACGAGGAUAGUUUCUCGGAGGAGGAAAGUUCAGGAUCUGAAGACACGUCGACUUCAUAUCAUACGGAUACCUGCGAAGAUAGAAAUGAUGGCGAUGAAGAGAUGGAUGGUGAGGAAGAAACUGAUGAGGAAGUGGGGAUUUCUCGUCUUAAACGUCCUAAAAAGUUGAAUCCAUUCGCUGAUGAUGAGGCUGAAGAAGAUGAUGCAGACAUGGAAAGUGAUGUAGAGCCGUCAGAUAAACAAAACAAGCUAACAAAAUCUAGAAUUCCUUUGCUAACUCAAGAAUCAAGGGACAAAACUUCAGUCGAUGAAUUUAAAGAAAAUAAUAAUGAACCUGAUUUGGGAGGACUGAAUCAACUAGAGAGAGACAGCAAUGUAGGAACCACUUCUUCCUGCUCUGAUUGUGAAUCUGCAGCAGAAGAAGACCGUCUUGAUGGUCGUAAAAGACGGCCUAGUUGGUCUAUGAACAGAAUUAAGGACUCUGGUGAUGUGGAAAAAAAAGCAAAUGGAUUGCAGGUGAGCUAUUUCACUAACUUUGGUUAA
This is a messenger RNA of Protopolystoma xenopodis, 1074 nucleotides long. NCBI's taxonomy places the organism in Eukaryota, Metazoa, Platyhelminthes, Monogenea, Polystomatidea, Polystomatidae. The record is from the annotation of a GenBank genome assembly.